Messenger RNA from Zingiber officinale, 931 nucleotides. Its product is annotated as protein TRACHEARY ELEMENT DIFFERENTIATION-RELATED 7A-like. The record is from RefSeq and is a predicted model, not a curated record. The transcript has a single exon. The coding region runs from base 51 to 791 and encodes 246 amino acids. Gene Ontology annotation, biological process: plant-type secondary cell wall biogenesis. NCBI's taxonomy places the organism in Eukaryota, Viridiplantae, Streptophyta, Magnoliopsida, Zingiberales, Zingiberaceae.
AGCUCCUUCAUUCCACACUACUACAAAUUACAAGCCUUUCAAACUUAUCGAUGGCCUUCCGGCCCUUCCCAUGUCGUCCUUUUAAUCCAUCUUGUGCUCUACCUCCAACUGUAACCCCACCACCUCGGCCAAGUCGGAGUCCCCCGCCUCCCCCUCCGAUUGUGACCCCACCACCUCCGCCACCACUUCGGAGUCCCCCGCCUCCCUCGCCAAUUGUGACCCCACCACCUCCGCCACCACGUCGGAGUCCCCCGCCACCCUCGCCAAUUGUGACCCCACCACCUCCUCCACCUCGCCGAAGCCCCCCUCCGCCGUCACCUGCAGCUGUACCCCCACCAACCCCACCGUCGAGGCAGCCACCACCGCCACCUCCUAAACUGCCACCGACGCCUAUCCGCCCGCCACCCACCCCAGUUGCACCACUUGCUCCGCCUCCGCCGAGCCCAAGCAACAGCGUCGUCAUCGUGGUGGUCGUCUCCCUCGGCGGCCUCUUCUUUCUCGCGUUCCUUGCGGCCGCCAUACUCUGUUUCCUGAAGAAGAAGAGGAAGCAGAAGAUGACGGCGAGAGAAGCGUUGGUGGAGUUGGAGGAUCAUGUGCACGUGCAUGAGACGGUGGUUCCGGGGCCACAUGGGCAGCAUCUGGCGGCUGUCAUCGUCGACGAGGACGUCGUAGUCCGCGAGAGGUUGAAGAAGGGGGAGGCGACCGCGGUUGCUAAAGCUUCGCUCGGUGGCUCCGUGGACCCGACUGCGGGCUCCACUGCCGGAACUAGUCGCCCCGGCCCGGUCGGUUAACAGAAAAGGUCGAUGGUGGGCCUACCUGAAAACGGCGUGGGAUUGGUUGAUUCUUUAAUAACUUAUAUAAUUGCGUGAUUGGAAUAUCAUAUGAAUAAUUGUGUUUAUAUUGUUCGAGAACUUAUUGUAUUCACUUGGGA